This is a messenger RNA of Austrofundulus limnaeus, 997 nucleotides long. RefSeq names its product protocadherin beta-16. The transcript is spliced from 2 exons. Gene Ontology annotation, cellular component: plasma membrane. Gene Ontology annotation, molecular function: calcium ion binding. Bases 245 to 997 code for a protein of 250 amino acids. The record is from RefSeq and is a predicted model, not a curated record. NCBI's taxonomy places the organism in Eukaryota, Metazoa, Chordata, Actinopteri, Cyprinodontiformes, Rivulidae. Gene Ontology annotation, biological process: homophilic cell-cell adhesion.
UUGACCAUAAUAUCCAAUAUCAGUAGUCUUUUUAAAGCAGCACCUCCUUUGUGUCAUCAGCACAUGAAGAAAGAACACGACGGAGAACAGGACGUGUUCAGAUCCGUCCUUUAUUUUUGUCCAUCGGAGCCACGGCGAUUUGAUGAAAUUUCUCUUGUAUGGAAGGUGCAUGAUUCUCAUCAAUAGUUUGCUUUGGAUUUUACAUCGAUUUUACUGGAUUUACACGUAAGGAUAACAUUCAAAUAUGUCCUGGGACAGAACAAUGAAAACGCAAGUGAGGCUUUUCGUUUCCCUCCUCUCCUUCGGCUUUGUGCUCGGGCAGGUCAGCUACAGCAUUCCGGAGGAAAUGUCCAGAGGAUCUUUAGUCGGUAACGUAGCUCAUGAUUUAGGUUUGCAGAUCAAACGUUUAAAAGCAGGGAAAGCGCAGAUUUUUUCACCAGACAGCGAGGAGUACAUAGAGCUGAGCAGAGACAGAGGAGUCCUCCUGGUUAAAGAACGGAUCGACAGAGAGGCGCUCUGCAAACAGACGACGCCCUGUGCUUUACAUUUUCAGAUCAUUUUAGAAAACCCGAUGGAGUUUUACAGUGUUACAGUUCAGAUCACAGAUAUUAAUGACAACGCACCGGUAUUUGAAAAAAAUAAAAAAGAAUUUAAGAUCAGUGAGUCCGCCGUUACUGGAGCUAUAUUUGUGCUAGAGAGAGCUGUGGAUCAGGAUGUUGGAAUUAAUGAUCUAAAAAGCUACAGCCUCAAACCAACCGAUAAUUUUGCUUUAAAGCUUUACAAUACGGCGGAUGGGAAUAAAAACGUAAAAAUGGUGCUACAGAAACCUUUAGACAGAGAACAACAGGAGCAAAUAAAUCUGGUGUUAACAGCUGUAGAUGGAGGAGAGCCGCAGAUGUCAGGAACCAUGCAGAGGAUCCAGAGUGACAAGAACCUCCUGGAUCAGCCUGACUCUCCUAUAGAGUGUGCAAGUUUGGWCUCUCAGGGCCGCUGUUGA